Drosophila subobscura is the source of this 713-nucleotide messenger RNA. RefSeq lists its product as uncharacterized. Gene Ontology annotation, molecular function: metal ion binding; nucleic acid binding; hydrolase activity. Bases 165 to 713 code for a protein of 182 amino acids. The record is from RefSeq and is a predicted model, not a curated record. The transcript is spliced from 3 exons. Lineage: Eukaryota; Metazoa; Arthropoda; Insecta; Diptera; Drosophilidae.
UUGUGCAUCAUUAUAUGGCAUCUAUAAGAUUCGCUGAUAACACAAAGCUUAUUUCUCGAGCGAUUAUUAGUUUCAUUUCGGUGCUCAAACUGCAAAGAUGAACCGACAACGGUGUCUGUCUCUCCUUAUUCUCUUAUUCUGUGUAUUGGCUCAGCAAUGGCAAAAUGAACAAAGUUUCCAUUUGCCAGCCAAACGGAAACUUUCGGCCAGUUCUACCCACCACCCUAUGCCCCAAUCCACUGAAAGCAGUUGUGGAAGAGAUCCCCGAUCCCAGUUGUCCCCACAAAAUGUACCGUGUAGGCUACAGUCCCCAGCAUCCGCCGGUUUUCUUUGAGGUCUACAGAAGCUGUUACGACGUAGAUACUAUGACGGCGCAUUUUUCCAUUCAUUUGGUCCACAACAAAAGACUUGUCGUACCUCGUCCGGAACAAGGUUUUACCUCUGACCGCAUAUUCCCCGCCGCAGAUGCAGUCAGCUUUCAGAACAGAAUUAUCAAUCAGAGGUUCGUGGAUAUCUUUGGCACCCAGCAAACGUACAUGCCACAAAAUGAGUUGAUCUUUGCGCGCGGCCAUUUGGCGCCGGUUGGUGACUUUGUUUUUGAAAAAGACAUACGAUUGACCAGCAAGUAUAUCAAUGUGGUGGCCCAGUUCGCCUCGAUCAAUAACCAAAUGGAUGUACAAAAUUCGCCCGGCAGACAACCACGGGCACUGUAA